UCUCUCACCUUGCUGAAUCCUGUAGUUCUGCUGAGGUCUUGGGUUGAGUUGGUGCAGGCUGAGAUACCAGCCAGGGCUUGAAACAGAAAUUUCUCAGUACGUGUCUGCCCUGUGUGGAGGGUUGUGCUUGAACGCCCCCCAGAAGCGUCUCAGCAGCCACCAGCUCCGCGUGUCAUGGGCUGUAGGCUGAGGUACCUGCCCUGGGUGCGUGGGGAUGUGCUCCUCAUCGGCACGCUGAGGUGGGGAGAAGUAGGAUCAGGGACAGGCUGGCUUAUGAGUUUACUGAGGUGAAGGCAUCGCUGGUUUAUGGGAGAUGGCGGGAAGGAUUACUAGGAGGGUGAGAUUCUCUGAAAGAUUCUUGUUUGACAUGGAAAAGCCCUUUGGAAGGGUGAGAUCCCACAGCCUUUUUUUAGUAACUUUCUACAACUCUUUGGACUGUAAGCCCAGCGAGAGCUUGCUGUGUGGCACCAUGUUGGUGGUAGUUGACACCACUAGAUGCCGUGUCCUUCCCUUCCCAAGGAAGCGGUGCAGAUUUUAACUGUCUUCAGUACUCUGAACCUAACCAAUAGCAUUUUUUUGUCUAAAGAACUCCCUUUUGCUUUUUUUUUGAUGCAGCAGCUGUUUUUGAUCCAUGGUGGUGUGUUCUUGUCAGCAGUUCAGGCAUGUGAGAGGCUCUGCUAUCCCACCUGGCUUCCUUGAAGUGAGGAGCCUUCCUUGAAGGCUUUGUACCCAUGACUGUCUGUGGGGUUGGUAUGGGAGAGCUUCACCCUUGCCCCUGGAAAAGGGUUUGUUGGGAGGGAGCCCUCAUCUCCCCCAGUGUUCCUGGUGCUGAAAACCAACAUGGUGUCGGCUAUUCCAGUUACGUCUGCAGAACUUGUCCAGAUAAUCCAGCGUUCCCAGCUGCUGCUUCUCCUUCUGACCAGCCAGCUCAUGUUUCUGGCACUUCAACAAGGAUGUUGAUGUUUUGUUUGUCGGUGGUGAUCAAGCUUUUCUUCCAGCUGGAUGCAUCUGUUUGCCCCAAGAAAUGUGAGUGCUCUUCAAAAAAUGCAAUUCACUGCUCUGGUCCCCACAUAAAAGACCUGGAAUCGUUAAAUCUGCCUUGUAACGUGACAGAAAUUCACAUAACGGACACCGACGUAACAUACGUGCAAGAUGUUUUUGCUAGGAUGGUGGAACUGCAGCAUCUUAUCUUGUCUUCAAACAACAUCUCUCUGAUAUCACCAGGGGCUUUUAAAGGCUUGAGAAGGCUAAAAGCCCUCAAACUGCUAGAUAAUAAGCUGGUUGAACUUCCUCCAGGAGUGUUUGAUGACAUGGUACAGCUUCAGCAGUUGAUCGUUGAAAAUAACAGGUUGAAAUCCAUCGAAGAAAAUCUGUUUGACAAACUAGCUAGUUUGGAGGAGGUUUUCUUGAACAAAAACCAACUAACAGCACUUCCUAGUGGUGUGCUGAAGAAACUUGCCAAACUCAAAGUACUGAACUUGUCAAGAAAUUGUUUGGCAGCACUUCCCAGAAAUAUAUUUAGUGCGUUAGCCAGGCUUGAGAAGCUGAUGUUGUAUUUUAACAGGCUGUCUUCAAUAGAGUCUGGGAUGUUUGAUAGCCUGAAGGAGCUGCUGGAACUCUUCCUGCAUUCCAAUAACAUCCAGUCCAUCGCCCCUGAUGCGUUUCAUUGUCUUCGUAAACUGAGAAGCCUAACGCUCUCCAGAAACAGGCUUGAGGCUUUGCCUCCUGGACUCUUUCUGCAUUUGCAUGACCUGUCUAAAUUGACCUUGUACAGGAACCCACUCAAGUCUCUUCCAGAAGUAUUGUUUGGAGAAAUGAGGCACCUUGGUAGCCUGUGGCUGUAUCACACAAAGCUCUCAACAGUACCAGAUUUUGUGUUCAGUAACUUGACAAAUUUGGAGCUGCUUGUGCUAAGUUUUAAUCCAGAGCUUAGUGUUCUUCCCAAGAAUGUAUUCAGUGGUCUGAAUGAACUGCAAGGCCUUUCUCUGCAUACAAAUAAUAUUUCCAGUCUGCCAGAGGGCAUCUUCCUGAGCCUUCAGAAACUGCAGAACAUUUCACUUCACGAUACGAGGCUUGAGGUUCUUCCUAGAAACCUCUUUCAUAAUCUCAAGCACCUUCAGAAAGUUUACCUCAAUAGUACGAAGCUGCAGUCUCUUCCUGGAGAUUUCUUUACUGCUUUACCCGAGCUGCAAGAAGUCGUCCUUGAUGACAACCCUUGGAAAUGCGAUUGCCAAAUUCUUGGCUUCCGAGAGUGGCUCCAGAAGAGCAUGGAGAUAGUUAAAAACACUCCAUCCCUAAUGUGUGACAGCCCGCUGGCCCUACAGAAUAUUUCUCUCGUGGCUCUAACAGAUGAUCACCUGCAGUGCCCGCCAACCACAGCCAUUACAUACCACAUGUUCAGCUCAACCUAUUCCCAGGCUUCGACUGCUCUUGUGACGGAGCACUUAGCAUCAUCUUGGGAGACUGCUGUAACAGCGGUGUCCGACACGGCUACCAGCACACCCACAUCGGUUCCUCUUGCAGCUCCAGACUUUACCUAUUCCCAUGCUGAAGAUGUUGGACAGCCUAGGUUUCAUUUCUCAGAUGUUCCAAUCCAAACUUCUCCCAGUGUCAUAGUAGAAACCAACAGUGUCAGAGGAACAGAUUUAACUACUCUUGCCCAGUGGGAUGAGCUGCCAGCCCGCAGGAGUGCUAACCCCAAUUUUAAUGCCAGAGUUUCUUAUUGUCAGCUAUUUUUGUGCCUUCACAGUUUGAUUUUAGCACUCCAGACCGUAACCAUUGUACUCGGUCUGUAUGUGAUGGGUAAAACCAGGCAACUCUUGCACUCCAGGAAUGCUCCUGCUCAGCCUGUAGUUCUGAUACAUUUUUUUAAGAAGAUGGAGAAUACCAGCCAAAGAGAGGAUUAGAAGCACUGUUUUGGAUGCGUUUCAAGCAUUUGAGCGGUUGACACUUGAUUCGGAUAUGGAUUACAAGUCUUUAUAGCAAGAACCAUAAAGACCUUGUCUUUACAGCGUAAUGAAAAUGUGCUUUUAUGUACCUUACAGUGUUUGCCAAAAGUGAUUGUAGUCACUGUAUAUUGCUACAGCGCUUGGUGCAUGAACCCAGAGGGAGCUGAAGGAAAAUCUGUGGUCACUUCUAUGUGUGUGUUACUAUUUUCCUGCCUGGGGCUGCAGCCCCGUCCCUCCAGACACCACCUGCUCCGAUGGAAGUGGCACCAACACAGGGAAGCCUACAUAGGAACGCUGCUUCAGCUGUGCUUUAAAGGCUGCCCGUACUACUCCAAAUGCUAUUAUGCCUUGUACUGCCUGCAAUGUUUUGUCUCCUUAUUAAGAAAAUAAAUGGGUUUUUUUGGGAGGAGAUGCUGGAAAAGACCUUUUAAA
This is a messenger RNA of Chroicocephalus ridibundus (black-headed gull), 3380 nucleotides long. Its product is annotated as platelet glycoprotein V-like. Gene Ontology annotation, molecular function: protein binding. Bases 732 to 2906 code for a protein of 724 amino acids. The record is from RefSeq and is a predicted model, not a curated record. The transcript has 2 exons. Lineage: Eukaryota; Metazoa; Chordata; Aves; Charadriiformes; Laridae. Gene Ontology annotation, cellular component: extracellular matrix.